CGUUGAUAUCCAAAUUACGGGCUCCCCUUCAAUCUCCGUAAUGGUUGCUGCCCUAAAUCGUGCUUGACCGACCGUGAACGCGGCGAGAACCAGAGACCGAACAGACAGACAAGGGCGUGUGAAGCUGCAAAAUUCGUUAUCAUCAUGUUGGAUCCUGUGGAAUUGAACGCGUAUCCUUCAUGUUAUGGCUGUGCGUCGUGGUCUACAGACGGUGAACUCGUUAUUGCUGCGGGAGAAAAUGUACAUCUCUUGACACCCAAAUUCUCCACCCAACGGCAAGAGGAGCAGACUACGCUUCCACGCCUGAACUCACAAUGGGAAAUCACCAAAAUCCGUGUCAACAUUUUCACACAGGACGAAUGGCCUCUCUUGAUGCCACGAGCUGGACGCGUGUUCUCGGUUGGUGAGGAGCAAUCCCUCAGCCAUGUUACUGCUGUGUCCUGGUCAGCGCCGGGCCUCGCAACAUACAAGCGUUGCAUGCUGGGCGUUUUGACGAGUAAUCUGCUCUUAUCGUUGUGGGAGGCGACAGAUGGGGCAGGAAAAUGGGCGCGGAUUGGAGUCGUGAAUUCGUCGCUGGAAGAAUAUUUCAGGGCCUCUGUCGAUAACGACGACGAUCUGCUCAAGAGGAAGCAGAGGAUUCGAUCAUUUACCUGGACCGCACCGUGUAAUGAGUAUGAUAAAGGGCCAGUGGAUGACUCUGAAGCUGCAAAUGGACCAAGAAAAUGGGGAGUCCAUCUAUUAGUGGUUGCAAACGAUGCGGGCGAUAUUGUUCUGCUCAGACUUCGGCCUCAUGAGACAAACUCGAGCUCCUGGAUAGUGGUCGUCUCCCAUUUUUUGCUCAACCCUAUGCGAAAUAUGUUUCCGAGCAUCGAUUCCAGCUCGCUAUUUGCAAGGUCAUUACAAGGGAAGAAUUUGAUAAGGCACAUGGCAUGCAAGUCUUGGAAUAUAGCGCCCCCGCCGGAGGAAGAUGGGACUGUAUGCCUAGAAUCUAUGUUGGGCCUCAUUUAUGGCUCAGAGCUUAGACUAUUGCGGCUGCAAGCCAAUUGCAAAUAUGUCGAAUAUACAGGAUGGGACUUGUGGGAUAUACGAAUGCUCGAGCUUGAUAUCGAUGCGGACACAGAUAUCGUGAAAGGGACAGAAUUUACGGGCCCAAUAACGUGGAUCUACAAGGAUGGGCGGGUAGCUCAAGGUCUGCUUGUAGGAAGACUCGGCAGUGUAUCUACACUCGCGUUCCAGGAUCCGGUUGAAAGUCAAAGGCCAGCGCAAGGAUUCUUAAAAUGUAGUGUGUCGCAACGAUAUCUCGGUGUUGCGACCCCAGAUUCUGCUCUCGAAGACUGGUCUUCUAUAACUGGAAUAAUCUCGAUAUACGAUGCCACGUCAAACUCCGUUCUUUUGAGUGCUGCUAGUCUCUCGGCCUCUGUCGACUGCUAUCAGCUUCAAUCCAGAGAUCAAGAAGACGCCCAGGGUAUAGAUGGCACCGCCCAAGCCUGUAAAGCUGAGUGGCAAAGACAGAUUGAAAGUUUUCGCAGCCGAUUCGAUUUGGACAACGACUUGGGUGGGAUGUCAGCUGUAAGGAUAUGGGGUUUGACUACUUAUCAUGGGUGGACGGCGGUGUGUUUUACCAUACAUCCUACUGAUAUGGUAGAGCAUCUAACCCCUUCACACGAACGCCUAAGGAUCGUAUUCUCUCCAUUCAGUGAACACAAUCGUGAUCACACCAGCCCCGGAAUGCCGUGGAAUUUUCCAGUCUUGGAUCAAAGCCACGCCGAGAACGCGAGACGAAAGGUCCUAAAUUAUAUACUUGAUGAGAGCCAUCGGUCUUUGCCAGAUGACCGUUGGAUUAAGAAGUUGCAAUACGCCGCCUCCUGCUGUGUGAUAAUACAAUCUAGUUAUGACGGUGAACUCUUGAACCGCGCUAAAUCGGCAAUAGCAUGGAUACAAGAAAGUACUAGCCUUGACUUUACCACGGAAAAGUCGCUUUUGGAUGAGAUUGGAUCGAACUAUGACGAUGGCACUCUUUUUAGAUCCGUACCCGCCAAGGCUGCAGAAGAGGCGGGCGGCCCUGCUAGCGAAGUCUUUGAAACCUGUGAAAUAUGUGGCAGCGGAAUAGAAUGGUAUUCUGCUACAGAGUCCCAAUGUCACGAAGGCCAUAUUUUCGUUCGCUGUGGUGUAACACUCCUAUCGAUCCAGGACCCAUUUAUAUCGAAUCGCUGCAGCAGAUGCGAGACGGAGUACCUGGACCAUGCGCGGCUUGUGGAAAAGGGGCUAUUAUCAAAAGAUGACGGGCAUACAGGACUACUCACACGGCUGUUAAGCACGUUUGAUACGUGCGUGUAUUGCACCGGGAAGCUUCGAAGUUGAGUAGGGUCGCGGAGCUUAAUCAAUUGAAUCCGAAGUGGACCUCAUGGGCGCGCGCAUCAAGAUGAACCUUGUAUCUUGGAUGGAAGGUUCCACGUACUGCUAGAGGAGUGUAUGUUCUCCAAUCUGGAGUGAUGCGCGGGAUACAAACCAGUCCUCGGAAAUGUCGCGGUGGACGAGUUCAAUUUUGACAUGACGUGUCACGGA
Coccidioides immitis RS is the source of this 2565-nucleotide messenger RNA. RefSeq lists its product as uncharacterized. The transcript is spliced from 5 exons. Gene Ontology annotation, molecular function: histone acetyltransferase activity. Lineage: Eukaryota; Fungi; Ascomycota; Eurotiomycetes; Onygenales; Onygenaceae. Bases 145 to 2361 code for a protein of 738 amino acids. Gene Ontology annotation, cellular component: transcription factor TFIIIC complex. Gene Ontology annotation, biological process: transcription initiation at RNA polymerase III promoter. The record is from RefSeq and is a predicted model, not a curated record.